Emiliania huxleyi CCMP1516 is the source of this 639-nucleotide messenger RNA. RefSeq lists its product as hypothetical. NCBI's taxonomy places the organism in Eukaryota, Haptophyta, Isochrysidales, Noelaerhabdaceae. Gene Ontology annotation, molecular function: catalytic activity; pyridoxal phosphate binding. Gene Ontology annotation, biological process: biosynthetic process. The transcript is spliced from 6 exons. Bases 1 to 639 code for a protein of 212 amino acids. The record is from RefSeq and is a predicted model, not a curated record.
AUGAACCCGCCGAGCUUUGUCCUGGAGCGCUUCUUUGCCCAGUAUGAAUUCUCGGCAAACCAUAACAUAUUUGCAAGGAUGUGGCCGUACUCUCGGCGGGAAUUGCUGAUCAUGUGCGCCGGCGACAAGGAGAUGCUCACGGCAUGGGAUGAGCUGAGCCUCGGGAUGUUCUUGAGUGCGUGCCGUGCGAGGGCAUACUGCUCACUGCCCAGGCGCUCGUGGCGCCCGGUGAUCACGUGGCACGUGCGCGGGGGUGGCGCCGUGCCGCUGCGCUUCGACGUCGACGACCUGGCGGCCACGUGCGCGGCUGUGGGCGGCAAGGUCAAACUCAUUGUCGUCAACUUUCCGCACAACCCUACCGGCUGCCAGCUGACUGAAAGCGAGCUGAUGCGCGUUGUCGCCAUCGCGCGCUCGUGCGGCGCCUUUGUGCUCGGUGAUGAGAUGUACCGCGGCCUCGUGUACGGCGAUUCCCCGCCGCUGCCGGCCAUGUGUGAGGGCAUGUCCAAAGUCUAUGCUCUCCGCGGGCUGCGCGUCGGCUGGCUCGUCUCCCAGAAGGCUAACGGGCGCGCGAUACACACGACAAAGUAUCUUAUCGCUCGAGCGAACGUGUAUUUUAAGAACUCUUUCGCGUCGUCCUAA